AUGGAUGUGUUGGCCGCUCCUGCAGACAGACAUAAAGGAUGGUACCUUUCUCUGAUGGCACCCAACACAAAAGGUCCAUCGUUUGCCUGGCUGGAUCCAUCCAGACUCUACUGCAACUCCCAGGCUUUUGCAGACUGUGUCAAAGACCUUCUCAGCCCUUUCCACAGCGACAGUAUUGACCUGGUUGCCGGGAUAGAUGCAAUGGGAUUCAUUCUUGGUGCAUCUGUUGCUGCCACCCUCGAAAAAGGUUUUCUGGCCAUUCGAAAAGCAGGACACUUGUGUGUUGCAACCCAAAAUCAAAACUACACAGACUACACAGGCAGAGAAAAGACUAUGGAAGUAAGAUUGGAUGUGCUAAAACCAGGUAUGAGGCUGCUGUUGGUGGACCAAUGGAUCGAGACUGGAGGCACAAUGAAGGCUGUGAUCCAGCUGGUGGAGAGGCUCGGAGCCACUGUUGUAGGUGUAGCAGCCGUGGCCAUCGAGAACACUGAAGGAGGAAAGUGGAUUAAAGAAAAUUACAAAUUCUCUCACUGCAUCCCCGAAGAGCUCCAGAGCCAAAUUGACCGGAAGUAUCUCGAUUCCUUCAAAAGCUUCUGAAGAAUAA
Cyclopterus lumpus (lumpfish) is the source of this 604-nucleotide messenger RNA. RefSeq lists its product as uncharacterized. NCBI's taxonomy places the organism in Eukaryota, Metazoa, Chordata, Actinopteri, Perciformes, Cyclopteridae. The record is from RefSeq and is a predicted model, not a curated record. Gene Ontology annotation, molecular function: adenine phosphoribosyltransferase activity. The coding region runs from base 1 to 597 and encodes 198 amino acids. The transcript has 5 exons.